Molecule: messenger RNA, 2055 nt
Organism: Homarus americanus (American lobster)
Lineage: Eukaryota; Metazoa; Arthropoda; Malacostraca; Decapoda; Nephropidae
Product: rRNA N6-adenosine-methyltransferase ZCCHC4-like
Exons: 10
Coding region: 277-2055 (592 amino acids)
Biological process (GO): rRNA methylation
Cellular component (GO): nucleolus; cytoplasm
Molecular function (GO): rRNA (adenine-N6-)-methyltransferase activity; zinc ion binding; nucleic acid binding
Source: RefSeq, a predicted model, not a curated record
GUUAUGAAGAUUGAAGUAGGAUUACCUGUACAAGAACUGGCUGAUGAUAACAACAACGUGAUAAUACCAAGUGAAAGGAAAAGAGGUUAACAUUAGUGAAGAAAAGAGGAAAAACGAAGAUUACAGAUGUUGAGAGAACUGAAAUGUGGUUUAAGUAGUUAGAUAAGGAGGAGUACAGUAAAGAGAAGGAAGAUGUGAGGAGAAGACAGAGUAAUGUGAAGGAAUGAAGAAAUCUUUAGUAAACUUUAUAUAUAACAAAAUAUAGGAGAUCUUAACAUGGCCAAUAUAGGAAAGCUCGGUGUGGAUGUAGUAAUUAACAACAUUGAGGAUAACCCAUUGUGUAUACAUGGCCCCACUCUACUAUUUGAAAGAUUCCAAAGCAACGGACAGAGCCGUCAGUUCUAUGCCUGCUCUGCUUGUCGGGACCGACGUGAUUGUGCAUUUUUCCACUGGGCAGAUCAGAAAAUAACAAGUAGUAAGAAAGAGUUGUGGGAUCAAGUGGUUAAGGAAUCCAGCCCUGUAAGGUCACACAAGGAAAGAUAUAAAUGUUUGGAAGAUAUAAAGGACUUGGCAGCUGCUGAUAGACGUUACUGUACUUCUUGUUCAACGUUAUUGAGGAAAAAUGAAAGGCAAGAUCAUAACUCAUGUGUUCUCAUCUCCCCCAUCACCAACAAGCAUCUCUGUUCUCCUUCAACGUUUUUGCCACCAAAGGAGAGUGCAAAGCUGGAAGCUCAGUAUCUCUUUGCAAGCAGCAGUGUUGACAUCAUUGUGGGUAUGCUACAGAACUUAAAGGCCUCAAGAGUUGUGUGUGUUGGUGCCCCACGCAUUCAUGAAGCCAUUACCAACAGUCCGCACCUCAACAUGUCCUCACUCAUGAUGGACAUUGAUGACAGAUAUUGUUCAUUCUUCUCACCUGAGCGCUUCAUCCGAUACAACAUGUUCAAUCAUCACUUUUUCGAUGGACAAAAGGCGAAGACCAUGUACCAAAAGUUCAUCUUGGGAUGUGAGAAUUUGGUAAUAGUUUCUGAUCCACCUUUUGGUGGUAGGAUGGAGUUGCUCGCUCAUAACUUAAACAAGAUCCAGGAGGAAUGGAAAAAAGCCUGUGGUGUACACUCUCAGACACAGCUGCCAGUGCUGUUCAUUUUCCCUUACUUCAUGGAGCCUCAGGUCAUCAGUAACUUGCCUAACUUCACGAUGCUCGACUACCAGGUGGACUAUGACAACCAUCCACUGUACUCAUCAGGACCAAAAGGCAUGAAAAAUGGUUCUGCUGUGCGAGUCUUUGUGAAUCGACCGCAGUCAAUGUUUCCGUUACCUGAGAGCGAGGGUUACCACUUUUGUCAACCUUGUGAUCGCUGGGUCAGCCUAAACAACAAGCACUGUAACGAGUGUAAUGGAUGUAUGUCUAAAGAUGGAAAGACUUACAAGCACUGUGACUUAUGCAAGAAGUGCGUCAAGCCAUCGUGGAUUCAUUGCUCAAAAUGUUCAAGGUGUCAGCCACAAGACCACAAAUGUCAUGCACAAGCUGGCCAGGUACUGACUUGUCAUAUGUGUGGACGCUCAGGACAUAAACGUAAGGACUGUCCAAAACGAAAAGAGGAGGUUGAUGUGGAAGAGCUUGUGAUGUCUCAUGAGCAGGAACUUACUCCUGAAGACUUGCAGCAACUGGAUGAGAUGUUAGAGGCUGACAGUGGUGAGGAGGAAAGGGAAAGUGAUGACCAUAUGUCUACUUCAGAUUUGAAAGAUGUUGUUCACUACUGGGAGAAGUUCAGAAAUCUGGCAUCAAGGCACCCUGAUGUGGAAGAAGCAGAACUUACUUUGUGUGAUGUUGAAGACACAGUGGUCUCCUUCUUCAAAAAUCAGUUAAUGAUGAGGAGGAGAAAUGCCCCACAAACAAAAAUUGGCAGUUUCUUCACUAAAAGGCAUCGGGAAAAUGAUGCUAGCCCUCAGCCUUCCACUUCAAGAAGGAGAGAGAAUGUUCCUGCUGGAGAAUCUGUCAGUCCAGAGGUUCCUGACAUUUUCAUGGAAGGUGACUCACCUUCCAAGAAGCAGUAA